AAAGCUGCUUGCCCCCACUUUUGUUUUCCCUCCCCCUUCAGCUUUCUCCAAACUGUCUCCUCUCGGACCCCCCCCGGUAGUCGCCACAGCGGGACCGUGAGGUCCGCGCCCGGCGCAGGACCUAACUUGGCAAAGAAGCCGGAUAUUUUCGCAGUUAGAUCAUGGCAACCAUAGAAGAAAUUGCACAUCAAAUUAUUGAACAACAGAUGGGAGAGGUUGUUACAGACCAGCAGACUGGCCAGAAAAUCCAGAUUGUGACAGCCCUUGAUCAUAACACACAAGGCAAGCAGUUCAUUCUGACAAAUCACGAUGGCUCUACUCCAAGCAAAGUUAUUCUGGCCAGGCAAGAUUCCACGCCAGGGAAAGUUUUUCUUACAACUCCAGAUGCAGCAGGUGUCAACCAGUUAUUUUUCACAACUCCUGAUCUGUCUACACAACACCUCCAGCUCUUAACAGAUAAUUCUUCUUCAGACCAAGGACCAAAUAAGAUUUUUGAUCUUUGCGUAGUAUGUGGAGACAAAGCAUCAGGGCGUCAUUAUGGAGCAGUAACUUGUGAAGGCUGUAAAGGAUUUUUUAAAAGAAGUAUCCGAAAAAACUUAGUUUAUUCAUGUCGCGGAUCAAAGGACUGUAUUAUCAAUAAACACCACCGAAACCGCUGUCAAUACUGCAGGUUACAGAGGUGUAUUGCAUUUGGAAUGAAACAAGACUCUGUUCAGUGUGAAAGAAAACCCAUUGAAGUAUCACGAGAAAAAUCUUCCAAUUGUGCUGCUUCAACAGAAAAAAUCUACAUUCGAAAAGACCUUCGAAGCCCAUUAGCUGCAACUCCAACUUUUGUAACAGAUAGUGAAACUGCAAGGUCAACAGGACUGUUAGAUUCAGGAAUGUUUGUGAAUAUUCAACAGUCUGGAAUAAAAACUGAGUCAGCUGUGCUGAUGACACCAGAUAAGGUUGAAUCAUGUCAGGGAGAUUUAAGUACACUGGCCAGUGUGGUUACAUCAUUAGCAAAUCUUGGAAAAACUAAAGGACUUUCUCAAAAUAAUAAAAUGUCUAUGAUUGAAGGAUUAAGCAAUGGUGAUACUUCUGUGUGUGAAUUUAAUCAAGAAAUGCAUACCAACGGUGAUGUGUCAAGGGCAUUUGAUACUCUCGCAAAAGCAUUGAAUCCUGGAGAGAGCACAGCCUGUCAGAGCUCAGUAGAGGGCAUGGAAGGAAGCGUACACCUAAUUGCUGGAGACUCAAGCAUAAAUUACAUCGAAAAAGAGGGGCCACUUCUCAGCGAUUCACAUGUAGCAUUCAGGCUCACCAUGCCUUCUCCCAUGCCGGAGUACCUGAACGUGCACUACAUUGGGGAGUCUGCCUCCAGGCUGCUGUUCCUGUCGAUGCACUGGGCACUUUCUAUUCCUUCCUUCCAGGCUUUAGGGCAAGAAAACAGCAUAUCAUUGGUGAAAGCUUAUUGGAAUGAACUUUUUACUCUUGGGCUUGCCCAGUGCUGGCAAGUAAUGAAUGUGGCAACUAUAUUAGCAACAUUUGUCAAUUGCCUUCACAGUAGUCUUCAACAAGACAAAAUGUCAACAGAAAGAAGAAAAUUAUUGAUGGAGCACAUCUUCAAACUCCAGGAGUUUUGUAACAGCAUGGUUAAACUUUGCAUUGAUGGAUAUGAAUAUGCUUACCUGAAGGCAAUAGUACUCUUCAGUCCAGAUCAUCCAGGCCUAGAAAACAUGGAACAGAUUGAGAAAUUUCAGGAAAAGGCUUACGUGGAAUUUCAGGAUUAUAUAACCAAAACAUAUCCAGAUGACACCUACAGGUUGUCCAGACUACUACUCAGAUUGCCAGCUUUGAGAUUGAUGAAUGCUACCAUCACUGAAGAAUUGUUUUUUAAAGGUCUCAUUGGCAAUGUGCGAAUUGACAGUGUAAUCCCACAUAUUUUAAAAAUGGAACCUGCAGAUUAUAACUCACAAAUAAUUGGUCAUAGCAUCUGAAAGCUGAGCUCAGUGUAAACUUAUUGUUCUUUCUCAGACAGAACACAAGAAGACACCAAAUUGAACUCAUUGUUUCCAGGGCAUCUGGAAAUUUUGACUUUAAAGAAUAACCAAAAACCAAAGUAUUUUUAUUUUGACUUUCUGAAGAAGAAUUUUCAAAGUGACUGGGAGAUAGCAGAAAUUAGAAUUUCCCUACCUGUCUUAUUUAAAAAAGAAAUACUAUGAAUUUAUUCUAGGUUAAGAUGAUACCUAAAGCCGUCACCUUUUAACUAUCUAAACUAAGAUCUCUCAUUAUAUCUUAUUUGGUAAAACAAAUAAAUAAGUCUUUUUUUUUUUCAGAAUUGUGUUCUAUUCAUGUUUAAUUUCCUUAUGAACUAGUAGAAACACUUAAUUGUCAGAAAUCUCUGAGGAU
This is a messenger RNA of Pteronotus mesoamericanus, 2388 nucleotides long. It is a transcript of the gene NR2C1, whose product is annotated as nuclear receptor subfamily 2 group C member 1. Gene Ontology annotation, molecular function: RNA polymerase II cis-regulatory region sequence-specific DNA binding; zinc ion binding; nuclear receptor activity. Gene Ontology annotation, biological process: anatomical structure development; cell differentiation; negative regulation of transcription by RNA polymerase II. The transcript has 14 exons. NCBI's taxonomy places the organism in Eukaryota, Metazoa, Chordata, Mammalia, Chiroptera, Mormoopidae. The coding region runs from base 162 to 1976 and encodes 604 amino acids. The record is from RefSeq and is a predicted model, not a curated record.